Hippocampus comes (tiger tail seahorse) is the source of this 4775-nucleotide messenger RNA. It is a transcript of the gene rrbp1a, whose product is annotated as ribosome binding protein 1a. The record is from RefSeq and is a predicted model, not a curated record. Bases 246 to 4292 code for a protein of 1348 amino acids. The transcript has 26 exons. Gene Ontology annotation, cellular component: endoplasmic reticulum membrane. NCBI's taxonomy places the organism in Eukaryota, Metazoa, Chordata, Actinopteri, Syngnathiformes, Syngnathidae. Gene Ontology annotation, biological process: protein transport.
GGCAUGGGGCCAGCACGUCUAGCCAGCUAGAAGUGCCACGACUUCACAGUAGUCCAGCGAUUGCCCGGCGGAGUUAGGAGGAAGAUAUCAGGCAAAAAGCAAUUUAGCUAGACCGCUGCAAAUACAGAGGAACUGCACACUGCAAUUGUUAGGUCCCCGAUUGAAAACUCACGGCAAUCCCUCAAUUUUUCUUUCAGCCAAGCAGACACAUUCUCAUCAAUAGCGAGGUGAAUUAACAUUGAACAAUGGAUAUCUAUGACCCGCAGACCCUUGGUAUAAUGGUUUUUGGUGGAUUCAUGGUGAUCUCUGCAGUUGGGAUUGCUCUUGUUUCUUCCUUCUCUAUGAAGGAGACCUCUUAUGAAGAGGCACUUGCAAAACAGCGGAGUGAAUCAGGUAAGAUACAAUCAGGUCGCACAGAUAAAAAGAAAAAGGACAAAACAUCUGACAAGAAGAACCGUGGAAAAAAGAAGGAUGAAAAGCCCAAUGGGGUCAUCCCAGAAGCUGAAAAAAAACCAGAUGAGACACAUGACGCUGAUCAAGUCCAUAAACCUCUUGCUGCACCAAUUGUGGCUACUGCUCCUGCCUCUCAAUCUAUCUCUGAGGCAAAGCGAAAUGCAACCUCCGUACCAGCACAGCCACAGUCCAAAGCUGUCAAACCAAGCCAAAUUCCUGCUGAGUCCUCACCUGUUCCUUCACCUAAAGACAAAAAGAAGAAGAAAUCGGCCAAGAUUGAAACAACCUCGACUCAGCCUCCACUUGCAGUUGCCCCUGCACUGGGCAAACCCUCACCAGUUUCUGCUCCAGUCCAGGCCAAGGAAUCUGCCAAAGCCAAAUCAGCGGGUGCCUCUGCCCCAACCAAAUUAAAUCCCUCAACUUCUGUACCUGCCAAGGCAUCCUCUGCUUCAACGUCAAGCAAAUCUACUUCCAAGUCUGCUACACCCUCGACGAAAUCUCCUCCGGCCUCUGAUUACCCUGCCCCUACCUCAACCAAGUCCACACCAACCUCACCAAAGUCCGCCAAGGACAAGUCCGCCCCGGCCACGGACAAGUCCGCCAAGGACAAGUCUGCCCCAGCCACGGACAAGUCCACCAAGGACAAGUCCACCAAGGACAAGUCCGCCCCGCCCAAGGACAAGUCGGCACCGGCCACGGACAAGUCUGCCAAGGAUAAGUCGGCCCCGGCCACGGACAAGUCCGCCAAGGACAAGUCGGCCACGGAUAAGUCUGCCAAGGACAAGUCUGCCCCGGCCAUGGACAAGUCCGCCAAGGGCAAGUCUGCCGCGGCUACAGACAAGUCCUCCAAGGACAAGUCCGCCCCGGCCACGGACAAGUCCGCCAAGGACAAGUCCGCCCCAGCCACAGACAAGUCCGCUAAGGACAAGUCCGCCACAGACAAGUCAGCCAAGGACAAGUCCGCCCAGGCCACGGACAAGUCCGCCCAGGCCAAGGACAAGUCCGCCAAGGACAAGUCCACCCCGGCCACGGAUAAGUCCACAAAGGACAAGACCGUCAAGGACAAGACCGCCCCAGCCAAGGACAAGACCGCCACGGACAAGACCGCCACGGACAAGACCGCCACGGACAAGUCCGCCAAGGACAAGUCUGCCAAGGACAAGACCGCCCCGGCCACGGACAAGUCUGCCAAGGACAAGACCGCCCCGGCCACGGACAAGUCUGCCAAGGACAAGACCGCCACGGACAAGUCCGCCAAGGACAAGACCGCCCCGGCCAAGGACAAGCCCGCCAAGGACAAGCCCGCCCCAGCCAAAGACAAGCCCGCCACCCCCACCUCAAGCAAAUCCACUCCCGCCUCUACCAAAGUUGCCCCUUCCUCGGGCAAGUCUGCCUCAGCCACAUCCAAGUCUGCUGCCGCUCCAACCAAAACCUCAGCAGUACCCACCAAGUCUGCCCCACUUCUUGAAGCUGUCACUAAAGAUGUUCCCGUCAUGGCUGUACCCCCAGUGGGUUCUAGUGCACCAAAAGCCCAGGAGCCCAAGAAGAAGGCCUCCAAGAAAAAAUCUGAGAGUGUGGAAGCCGUGGAUUCAGCUGACACUCCGCUAUAUCUACCCUACAAGACUUUGGUUUCCACGAUCGGCAACAUGGUGUUCAGUGAGGGAGAAGCUCACAAGCUCAUUGACAUGUUGUCUGAGAAAGCUGGCAUCAUUCAGGACACCUGGCACAUGGCCACUCAGAAAGGAGACCCAAUGGCCAUCCUGAAGAAACAAUUGGAGGAGAAACAAAAACAGUUGGGGGCUCAACAAGAAGACUCCUCUGCAGCAAAGAACCGACUGAGAGAUCUCACUAAGGAGCUGGCUGCCGAGAAGUCCAAAGUGGCCAGUGUCGAGACUAGGCUGAGCUCCCAGCUAAGCAAGCGGGAGCAGGAAAUGAUUGCUUUACAAGCUCGCAUGCAGGCCAGCUACCAGGACCAUGUGGCACAAACCCAGAAGCUCAAUGCAAAGAUUGUCAGUCUGCAAGACCAGAUAGAAAAGGGUCCCAAUGCCCAGCUGGCCCGUCUCCAGCAGGAGAACUCUAUUCUCCGUGAUGCUCUCAACCAAGCUACCAGUCAAGCUGAGAGCAAACAAAAUGCGGAGCUAGCCAAACUGCGUCAGGAAUGUGCAAAGCUAACCAAGGAAGUUGGGGAGAAGACUGAAAUUUUGCAUGCUGAUGAACACGUGAGGAAAGGGUUGGAGGCUAAGGUGUCUGCCACGGAGAAGCAGCUCUCUUUGCUGCAGGCCAACCACGUAGAGAGCCAGCAAGGGUUGCAGAGGAAAUUGGAGGAGGUCUGUGAGGAGCUGAGAACUACACAAACUGCAAAAAACAACCUGCAGGAUUCUUUGAAGAAGGCCCAGCAGGACACCAGCACACUCUCAGACUUUCAGAUGCGAAUGGGAAAUCUUGAAGCUCAGGUCAAGGAGCGCGCUGCUCAGGUUAAUGCUCUCACUGCUCAGCUGGAAGGAACACAGGUUGAGAAACAACAGCUCGUGCAACAGUUGGCAUCCAUCACCUCUUUGUUGGAGGCCAGUCAGAGUAAAAACGAACAGGCUCCUCAACAGCAGGUAAAUGCUGAGGAACUGCAGCAAUUAAAACUCAGCCUGCAGGAGAGGGAUGACCAGUUGAGCACUCUACAGGAGGAACUGAAGCAAUUUCAGAUAAAGAAGGAGGCAGCGCAAUCAGAUGUCUCUGCUGAACAAAUAAAGAGCAGUCUGACAGAGAAGGAAGCCCUCGUCACGUCCCUGCAAGAGCAGCUGAAGGAGUGGAAACAAAAUGAAGCUGCAAUGAUCCAGUUAAAAGAUUUUCAAAGUGAAGCCAAAGAAUCUCUCCAAAAACUCUUCCCUCUUAUACCCCUAGAAACACAACAGCCAAAUUGGUUGCAGGGUUUUACGAUGAAAGCUCAGGAUGUUCUUAGACAGCAGAGCCAACAAUCCCAGUCCAGGAGUCAAGAAUCACCUGAGUUGCUUGAAAAGUUGAAGGAGGCUGAGGAGAACCACUCUACCAUGCAAGCAGAAUGUGAGCAGUACAGGACGGUUUUAGCUGAAACGGAAGGAAUGCUGAAACAUCUGCAGAAGAGUGUGGAGGAGGAGGAGUUAGUGUGGAAGUCGAAAAUGAUGAGCUCUGAGGAGCAACUGAAAGCAGCUUUGGAGGAAGUACACAAGCUAGAGUCAGAAAAGCAAAGUAUAAAGCAGUUGAAAGAGCAGAUGAUGCUUCUGGAGGCACAGCUGGAGAAGCAGUCAGAUAACCAUUGCCUCGCCGAGGAGAUGGAACAGCUAAGAUUGCAGCUGUCUGGCAGUCAGAACCAGCUGGACUUGGCCCACAAGGAGGUCCAGGCGCACAAGGAGGAGCUUGCUCAGGUCAGAGAGCAGCUGAGCCAAGUCGCGUUGAGCGGCCGGCGAGAACAGAACGGCCCCACAGAGGCUCAACCUAGCCAGGUUUUGUCAGAGUUGAAUCAGACAACUGAGAAGCUGCAAGGGGAGACAGCUGCAAGACAGAAUCUGUCAGAAGAGUUUCAGCAGGCCCAAGCAACCAUCACAGAACUUCAGGCUCAACUGGAUCUUCUGAAGGAUUCAGCAGAGUCGCAACAAGGUGACUCAGAAGCUGUUGCUCAGCUCAAGGAACGUCUGGAGAAGGAGAAGAAGUUGUCCAAAGACCUGGGACAGGCGGCCACCAAGCUCCAGCAACUUCUCAAAGCCUCACAGGAGCAGCUGAGUAAAGAGCGAGAGACGGUUGUAACACUACAGGGACACCUAGACGGCAAGGGUGAAUACGUGGAAUUAAAGGAAGGAACAUCCGUCUGAGAGGAAGAUCAGUGUAUGGAUAUCAAACCAAAUAUGCCUUAUGAAUACCAUAGUUAUGCAUUCCAAAACAAUUUCUUUAUUGUACUGUAGUUUUUUUUUUUUUUUUUUUUUUUAAUAAUGCCAGUAAUCAAAUUAUUUGAUAUUAGCAUUAUAUUACUAUAGGAGGCAAUCAUGCUGCAAUCUUGACUGAAAACCCACAUUGCAUCAACAGUUCUGACUAUAUCAGGAGAUGUGUACUCCUGCCUUUUAGUCCAAAUAUUUGCCCAUGGUUCAGUGUUAAAAGGGAAACCGAGUGUACGUUAAACGUACAUCUACCUGUGCAAUUACUUUGUAUGUUUGGGUUUUUUUUUUCUUUAUGUGCUUUACUGAUGGUAAUACUUCAGUUACAAGUGCUUUGGGCCUGCUUCUCUCCAGAGCGGGCCACCAACUUAAUUAAGUUGAAUUUGUAUGGAUGAAUAAACUACAGUGUAACUAUGUAACUGA